AUGAUCUCAUAUAUCUUACUCGCGAUUUUCUUCGGUUUAUGGUAUUACUUUGCCAAGAGACCCUCGAUUCCUAAAGGACUUAAACCUCUUCCUUCACCUAAGGGGUCCGAAUUUUAUUUUGGUCAUUACAGAUUACUUGGUUUCAAACCACAUGAAACUCUAACAAAAUGGGCUAAAGAAUUAAAUAGCGAAAUUUACUCGAUAAAGUUGGGCAGAUUAAAUUUUAUUAUAUUAAAUAAUGAUAAAGUUGUUGGAGAAUUAAUUCAAAAACGAGGAGCAAUUUACUCGUCAAGAAUGGAUUCGGAAUAUUAUCAUCAUAUCAUAACAAGAGGAUCUAACCUUGGCAGCUGUCCAUAUACCGAUUAUUAUAAGAAAAUGAGAACAAUAAGUGUCGGAGUCCUUUCACCACAAAAAAUCGAAUUUUAUAGCCCCUUGAUAGAUAAAGUGACAAAAGAAACAUUAACAGAGUUAAUUCAUGCCUCAACUUCCUCGUCAAAUCCUGAACCAGUAGACCCACGUUUGUACCUUCGUCGUACAUCUUUAAAUGUAGUUUUAGAUGUAGUUUUCGGAAUUCAUACUACAAGUAUUGAUGACCCAUUAUUCAAACGAAUCGAUAAAUUCGUGCAUAAUCUUACAAUGCUGUACGCAAAUGCAAAUAGGAAAUUGGAAUAUUUCCCGAUAAUAAAAUAUCAUCCAAAGAAUAAAGUGAAACAGGAUGCGUUGUCUGUCAGAGAUGAUAUUGAUUCGAUCUUUGGUGAAAUUCUUGAUAAUAUUAAAUCAGGAAAAAAUAAAAAUCCAUGUGCUGCGAGAGAAAUUUAUGAACGAGGAGAAUUAGAAGAUUAUCAAAUUGUUCACCUAUUUGGAGGUCUCGUUUUUGCCGGAACGGAUACAGUAGCAUCAAGUAUAACAUGGUUAUUAGCGUUCUUGGCAAAUAAUCCUUCGUUUCAAGAACCAGCACACAAAGAACUUGACGCGCUCAUUCCUAAACGUGAUCGACUCCCAACUAUUGCUGAUUCUAAAAGUCUCCCUUAUAUUAGAGCAUUGAUCAGAGAAGGCCAAAGGGUAUUUCCACCAACUUGGACGGGAGUCCAUCAUUGCGUUCAACAAGAUGAUGAAUAUAAUGGUUAUUAUAUUCCGGCAAACUCUCUAAUCCUUAUUAAUGCUCAUGCAAUUGGAUUUGAUGAAAAACGUCAUAAAAAUGCUAUGGAAUUUGAUCCGUAUAGGUUUAUCAAUGUUGAGCAAAGUAUGGCAAGCUUUGCCAAUGGAGCUGCUGAAAAAAGAGACCAUUUUAGUUUUGGAGCUGGAAGAAGACUCUAUGGAAAACCUAUCCCAAUUGAUUUGAAUAAUGGCACAUAUGGAUUAACUAGUUGGCCAGUUAAUUAUCAUGUUAGGUUUGUUCCUAGAUACAAUGGGGUUACACAACUUUUAAAUGAAUGA
Molecule: messenger RNA, 1437 nt
Organism: Funneliformis mosseae
Lineage: Eukaryota; Fungi; Glomeromycota; Glomeromycetes; Glomerales; Glomeraceae
Source: the annotation of a GenBank genome assembly